Molecule: messenger RNA, 1429 nt
Organism: Teleopsis dalmanni
Lineage: Eukaryota; Metazoa; Arthropoda; Insecta; Diptera; Diopsidae
Exons: 4
Coding region: 340-1239 (299 amino acids)
Source: RefSeq, a predicted model, not a curated record
UGUUGUUUAAAUAUUGAAGCAAAUUUGAAAAAACUUCUAAAUUUUUUUAUUGCGUCUACAGAAGUGCUGAUAUCUAUUUUGUAACAGAGUUGAAUACAUCUCAUCUAAUUUUUUUUGUGAAUACCCAAAUUUAACCAAAGAAACACUUUUGGACCGCAUUUUUCGAUAACUAUCAAUGAGCUAAGGAAGCCUUAAAGUAAGCCAAAUUCUUCUUAAUUGAGGUAAAUACAAAAUAAAUUAAAAGCUUGGAUAUAUUUUGGACGAUAUUCGGAACGUGGAUUUUUGACCAGACAUCGAAGGAAGUAUUCAAAUUGUGUCACAUAAUUUCAUUUCAGCAAAAUGGUUUUUAUAAGAAAUUACCUACGUCAUCAUAUCAACCAUGCACUGCUCCAAAGAAAUCCGGAUAACAUGCUCAAUAUAAUAAUGUGUAUUCUAAUAACCAUAUGCAUUUGUGCCGUGGUUUAUGUCGUUAUGUUCUAUAACGAGAUCUGUGUGUCGUGGGAGGAAAUGAAAAUUAAACGUGCACUUAUGGAUGCUAUUGCUGCGGAAGGGGAAGAAAAGUGUCCCCCUGCGGAAACUCAUGCACAAAGAAUGGAAAGAGAACGCCGAGAAAUUUUUAAAGAAAUUUUGUCGGAAGUUGCACCUACUUUAGCGAAAAAUUCAGAUGAUGAGAGUUCAGCUGAAGAAACUGCUGUGGUAACUGAGGAGCGGCCAACCGCUGUUACUCGGCGCAGUUACAUUGAGACUACUGACACUAAUGAAAAUGUAACUUUUCAAUGUAUCGUUGAUCAGGCUAUUGUAGAAAAUCAAAACAAGCUUUAUCAAUAUGUUACUUAUCAGGCUCUAACUACUACAGAUACUGGAAAAGACGAAGUGAUUGCCGAUCCAACCACUAAUAAUGAAGUUGUUGUGGAAAAUGAGAAUGAGUUCCAUCAAUGUAUUGAUAAUCAGGCUGUAACAAAUACAGAUACUGGAAAUGCUGAAGUGAUUGAAACUGUUGUUGAAAAUGAAAAUGAGCUCAAUCAAUGUGUUGAUGAUCAGGCUGUAACAGCUAUAGAUACUGGAAGUGGCGAAAUGAUUGGCGAGCCAGCCACCAAUAAUAUAAACAACACAGCAAGUGAUUCUAUUGAGAAUUCCUAUGAAACCUGUUUAGAGGAUUCUUCCAAAAACUCGGCAUUCAAAACAACUUCAAUGGAGGAAAUCGAGGAAUUGCGUAGGGAGAUGGAAAAGGUUGAUUAAGAAACUGGAGUCCACAUGCCCUCGGAUAAAGUAACCAGUUCAGAGAUAUGAUACACUUAAUAUAUCCGUAUGAUAAACACAAUAAAAAACAAGAUGACUCUCAAAUUAAAAAGUACAUGAAAGCAUUUAUAUACAGUAAACUCAAUUUUAUACAAUAAAAACAAAAUUAAAAACAGUAAAACUAUUGGAU